Molecule: messenger RNA, 1266 nt
Organism: Angiostrongylus costaricensis
Lineage: Eukaryota; Metazoa; Nematoda; Chromadorea; Rhabditida; Metastrongylidae
Source: the annotation of a GenBank genome assembly
AUGGCGUCCUCGAAUAUGUCAUUCACAUCGGCGGUCGUCGUCCACCCGUCACUUGGUACUCUUCGUCGCCAAUGGGAAUUGAAUGACGGCGGCUCGACUAGUAAUGAGGAGCUACAUCACCUUAGAUUUAUAAGCAACCAACAAAAGAAGCAAAUCCAUGAACUAAUCCGUGAAAAAAUGGCGCUAAAGGAGCAGACGAUGUUGCUGCAGCAACGAAACAUGGAGAACAGUUCUGAUUCGCGGGUUGCUGUUGUGUCUCAAAAUCGAUUCCUCAAUUCCGAGAUUAUUCGACUGAAUAGACAGUGUUGCGAAAUGCAGGAAGCAGUUAGACGUCUAAAAGAGGAACUGCGAGAAGCUCGGGAUGCGAUUGACCGCUCACGAAGAGAGUACGUUUUUGCUCUACAGUCUGCCAUAAGAAUACCUCUGCAUGAUAACAAUGCGCUUGAUGUGAUGCACGUCAAACUUCUUGGUGGAGACAUGGUGUCGCAACUCCAGCAAGUACUACGUGCGUUUUGCCUCCAUAAUGCAACUCUAGGAUAUUGUCAGGGAAUGAACUUCUUGGCGUCGACCGCCCUGUUAUUCGUUGGGCCUGAGGAUACAUUCUGGUUUCUCGUUGCUAUGACAGAACACUUUCAUGACAAGAGUUACUUCGACGACAAUCUCGCUGGCGCACAAGCUGACCAGGAGGUUUUAAAAGAGCUGCUGGAAGUUAAGUUUCCGCUCAUAUCGGCUCACCUAAAUUCACUAGAUAUUGACCUUGCUACGAUUACUUUGAACUGGUUUCUAGCCCUUUUUUUCGACGCUGUUCCGUUUAAUACGCUUCUUCGAAUCUGGGACUGCUUUCUCCUUGAAGGACCAAAAGUUUUAUUCCGGUUUUCCUUAGCACUGCUCGGUAAGUCGAGUUUCAAGGGCGUCAAUAGUGGCAAAAUGCACAAUAAAACAGUGAAAGCGGUCGCAAAAUAUGGUCAACAUUUCGAGUUCUUGAAGAGAUGUGAGAGUCGUCUCAUCUGCAGCCGUAAGUUCAUCGAAUGUCAUAUUCAAGGACAACAUCAAGACGAGAUUCUUGCGCGCAGUGACACUAUUGGAAUAAUGAAAGUUAUCAAGGCAGCCGUGCGCCUUAGCUAUGAUGUGGAUGGACUCUUCAAGGUUUGUCCAUUCUUAUUUGCGUGCUUGAUUUAUCGAAAGGAAGUAGAGUACGUUCUUCUGUCAUAUACGUUCUGCUCUCCUAUUCAACCAAUUGUUGAAGACUUUUUUAUUUUCUUUUAG